ACCCCCGACUGAUUACAUCAAAGGAAAAAGAGAGAGGAAGUUUUAAAGGCACAGACACGUCUAGAAAACAGCAGACAGAGUCGCAGAUUCUACUCGUUUCACGGCCGGCGAUGGAUUCCGCGGCCGGGUCCUCGAACGCCCUGGUGCGCAAGAGGACCGACACAGAUCUGAUGCCGCCUCCGCCUCGCGCAAAGAAGAUCAAAAGACCCAGGAAGGUGCUGGAUGAGGACACUUACACCGAGGCGCUCUCUCAGAUCAUCGCAAGAGACUUCUUCCCGGGCCUAUUGGAGACGCAGAUCCAGCAGGAGUACCUGGACGCCAUGGAAUCGAAAGACGCUGCCUGGAUAUCAAGCGCCAGCCAGAGGCUUCGCCACGUCAUGACGCCUGGACGAAAAUCAACCUCAGCGCCAUCACUCAAUGCCACAAACGGCAGCAGGACUCCUACCAGCUUUGUGGGCGACACGCCAGCCUCUGUGGCAACAAGCGUUGCACAAGUCAAGCAGCGGCCGGACUUUAAUCUAAGCCUAUCCAAAUUCCAGGCCACCUACACCAGCGAGGAUAAUGAAAGCUUCUACAAGUUGAUCGACAAGCAAAACCAGAAGAAGGCUGAUAAGUACGCCUGGCUUUGGCGCGGCAACAAGCUUCCUUCUAAGCAGAUGAUCAAACAGAAAGAGGUCACAGAUAGACUGGAACAGACGCGAAGUCUUGUCGAUGACGGGUUCAAGAGAGACCGGUUGGCUAUUAAAGACAACGAUGAACGACUUGCGCAGCCAGAUUCUUGGAAAGUCGCCCCUCGGAAUGGCCUAAUGUUCCAGCCAGAAGGCCUAGAAGAUGGCGUCAAAACCGUUGCUGAAAGCACGGAGGAGCUGUCUCGCAUGGCGCCAAGGUCGAUCAGCUAUGAGAACACGCGGAUGCCGCAACCGCAUAUGCCACAGCGGCCCCCGUCACCAACCAUGUCGUCGGUUCGUGAUGCGAUUGCAGGCAGGCCGCGACGACACGACGCCGACUCCAGUAUUAUCGGAGGUGGUGAAACUCCUCGCGUGAAUGGCUACGCCUUUGUGGAUGAUGAAGACGACGAUAAUGAAGCUGCAUCUGCACGCCUUCCAGCACCGAUCAAUCUUGGGCCUGGAGACGCAAACAACCCCUUUAAGAUACAAGACCAGAGGAAGCGAGAGGUUCUUCAUGAACAAAUGGUGGAUCGAAUAUCCAAAUCCAAAAGCGAUUCUCAACGAAACGGAUUCACGGGAAAAGCUGCCAAGAUGGAGACGCCGAGAUUCACUAGCGGCCCGAGAUUAUCGGGAGGGCUGACACCGGCUGCCCAGAGGCUAUGGAACAAGAUGGCGACGCCGAUGAGAGGGAGAGCGGUAGAUUCCUUUGGACAGGCAACCCCCAGGAAGCCGAAAACCUCGUUCUUGAAGAGCGUCAGCAGAGUGCCACCCAAGUCAACAUGAUGCACACCUUAUUCUUCCAGCUUGGAGAAGACAUAUCAUUGUUUGGAAGCGAGAUUCUUGUUUGGAAGAGAUGCGACUACGCAUUGGAUAUGCUUAUUCUCUUGGGAAAAGAAUUUGGGAAAAGAAUGAUGUAACGUUUGAAGGCGCAGUUCUUUUAUAUCAAUCAGGCCCUUUUUUGAGCCCAUAUUAUUAGCGUGGAGUUUUAUUGGACAGGGAAAUUCGCAGGAAACCAUGCCUUGGUACACAUUUGGAGAUAUAUAUACACUAUCAAUAUGACUUGUAUAUCCAUUAGUUUAAUUUAGAACACAAUUCAGAACGCUCAUAAUUGCCUG
This is a messenger RNA of Trichoderma atroviride IMI 206040, 1783 nucleotides long. RefSeq lists its product as uncharacterized. Lineage: Eukaryota; Fungi; Ascomycota; Sordariomycetes; Hypocreales; Hypocreaceae. The record is from RefSeq and is a predicted model, not a curated record. Gene Ontology annotation, cellular component: catalytic step 2 spliceosome.